Messenger RNA from Penicillium coprophilum, 1032 nucleotides. RefSeq names its product SUR7/PalI family protein. Gene Ontology annotation, cellular component: cell cortex of cell tip; plasma membrane. Lineage: Eukaryota; Fungi; Ascomycota; Eurotiomycetes; Eurotiales; Aspergillaceae. The coding region runs from base 1 to 1032 and encodes 343 amino acids. Gene Ontology annotation, biological process: fungal-type cell wall organization. The transcript has 2 exons. The record is from RefSeq and is a predicted model, not a curated record.
AUGGGGAAAGCCGGUCGCGUUGCGUGUAUCUUCACGCCCUAUGUCUUGACCAUCGCAUCAUUAAUUUGCAUCAUUAUGGUGGGAUUAGGUUGCACAAAAGCCAGUUCUGAUACUUUGAACAAUUUAUACUUCAUUCGUCUCGACCUCUCAAACAUCAGCACAGCAUCAGCAAUUACAUCAGAAAUCACAGAUCGCCUUAAUGAUGCUCAUAUCACUUCCGUCACUGCAUCGGAGAUUGAAGAGACCAUCACAACCUUGAAGAAUGAUGCCGACAUCGCUGGUUUCUACGACAUUGGUCUCUGGGGUUACUGUGAGGGAAAUUCCACCAAGGGCAAAAAUACCAUCUCCUCCUGCACAGAUCCCAAGGCUCAGUUCUACUUCAACCCGUCUUCAGUACUGGGAAUCAGCGAGUCCCAGCUUGAGAAGGAGCUUGGUAGCGGAUUCAAGAAGACCCUGAACGUUUACAAAGCCGUCUCCAAGUGGAUGUUCAUUGCCUACCUAGUUGCCUUCAUUGCAACUUGCGCCCAGGUCUUGCUUGGUAUCUUUGCCAUCUUCAGCCGCUGGGGCAGCUGUGUCACCACCAUUGUCUCGAUUGUUUCAUUCCUCUUCACUCUCGGCGCAUCGCUUACCUCGACCAUCAUGUUCUCCAUCGCAAAGGGCUCCCUCGGCACAGCCCUCAAGGUCUAUGGUGUCGAUGUAGGCCUGGGUAAGAACAUCUUUGCCGCCACUUGGCUGGCAGUCGCUUUCUCUCUGGGAGCUACCAUCUUUUGGAUGUUCAGCACCUGCUGCUGUUCCGGCCGCUCGCCCUACGGCCACAAAGACCGCCACAACACCCGCGGUGGCGUGACUGCAGAAAAGGCCCCUUACACUUAUGAGCCCAUAGGUGCCGCCCACCCUCCCUACGGUUCUCAGCCCAAUGCUCAGCACGGCUACACCACCUCAUACCCCCCUGCCCCUAACUACAAUAACGAUAUCCCCAUGACCCACCACAACCAGCACUCAAGCGCCUACGAGCCCUACCGUCAUUCUUAA